Planococcus citri (citrus mealybug) is the source of this 2732-nucleotide messenger RNA. Its product is annotated as X-ray repair cross-complementing protein 5-like. The record is from RefSeq and is a predicted model, not a curated record. The transcript is spliced from 12 exons. Gene Ontology annotation, molecular function: telomeric repeat DNA binding; double-stranded DNA binding; damaged DNA binding. Lineage: Eukaryota; Metazoa; Arthropoda; Insecta; Hemiptera; Pseudococcidae. The coding region runs from base 161 to 2230 and encodes 689 amino acids. Gene Ontology annotation, cellular component: Ku70:Ku80 complex; nucleus. Gene Ontology annotation, biological process: telomere maintenance; double-strand break repair via nonhomologous end joining; DNA recombination.
AACACUUUUGAAAAUUGAAUUUUAAAAAUAAAUAUUAAAAUACUGAUAAAAGAUAAAAAAUUAAUUUAAUUUUCCGAAGUUUUGGUUCGAAUUGCUUUAAAAUGUUCCGUAAUUUAUGUAUUUCUGAUCCUGAAUGACGCAGUAUUAUUCCUAAGUCACCAUGGGUUCAAGAAAGGAAAAGGAAGUUAUAGCUAUGCUAUUGGAUAUCGGCAGGAACAUGAAAAAACUGUACGAUUCCCAGAAAACAUAUUUAGAAUCUUCGAAAGAAUGUAUUUCAAGAAUUGUGGAACGAAAACUUUUCAGCGAAUCGGUGGACGAAUUAGCGCUUAUUGUGUUUGGAAGUGAAAAAACAAACAAUAGAUUAGCUUCACAAAAUGGAGGAUAUGAAAAUAUCGAUGUUUUAUCGGCACACCUGUCGGUAGCAAGUUGGGAUUUAUUGAAAUACGUAAAGGACCUUGAAACGUCUUCUGUUACUGCAGAUUGGAUGGAUGCACUUCUCGUCGCUGCUGAUUAUAUUAAAAAUGAAACCGAGAACCGAGUUUUCAGCAAGUACAAGAUUGUCGUUUUCUCAAAUUUCGAUUCAGUUGUAGACGAGUUUAAAUUCGAAUCUGUUAUUCAAGCUCUGAAUGAUAAAACAAUUGAAUUGGUUGUAAUAGGACCUGAUGUUCAACAAGAAGAAAACACUCCUGGUGAACAAAAAUCAGAAUCGCAAGUUGACGGAGAAAUAUUAAUUUCCAAUGUUGUCGAUAAAGUCGAAGGCAGCCUUAUCUGUUCAUUCAGCGAUGCUCUCGGCGAAUUAAUGCAUGUACAGCGUAGAAGUGUAAAACCUACACCCUGGAACGCUUUAUUUACCAUUUCGAGUAAAAUUAAAAUACCCAUCAGCGCUUUUAAAAAAACAGACGACAUAAAACCGAUGAAAUGGACAUCGAAAGCGGUAGAUGAUCCGAAUGCUGGAGUUAUUCGUGAACGCGCUCAUAUGAAAUACGAUAAACAAAACGAUGUAGAAGUUGAAGUACCUCAGGAAGAGACCGUCAGAGGUUUUUUAUUUGGUUCUACGGUUAUACCGUUUGGAGAAUCGGAAGAAAGCAUGGGUUAUAAAAGCGGUCCGAAAGGAUUAUAUUUGAUAGGCUGCACAUCCCAACAGAGAGUUCCUUUACAUUUACUGACCAGCAAAUAUUGCUAUAUUGUUGUGGCUAAAUUAGGCGACGAUGUUGCUAAUAAAGCGUUGAAUGCUUUUAUCGAAGGAUUAAAAGAGCAAGGCUCUGUGGGUAUCGCGCGAAGAGUUUAUAGUGAAAAUUCUUCUGCUGCGGUUGGUGCUUUGUUUCCGGUGAUUACUGAAGAACACCGAUAUUUAGUCUAUUCGGAACUUCCCUUCGCUGAAGAUGAACAUAUUUUCAAAUUCCAUAGUUUGUCAAAUGUAGAUCUUAGCGAAGAGCAGUUACGUGCUGUCGAUGAUUUAAUCGAUGGAAUGGACUUGGAUGAAACAGAAGAGCAUUCAGAGCUGUAUGAAUUGACUAGCAUUUACGAUCCUCGCGAGCAACAUGUUUUACGUUGUAUCACUGAAAAAGCUAUUCAUCCGGAUAGACCCCUCGAUGAUGAUUUAUCAUCUGCCGAUGUCAUUAAACCAUUACCUCAGAUUAUCAAAGUCGUAGAACCCACCUUGAAAAGAAUCAAAGAUUUAUUCCCUUUGCAACUUGUUGAACCGAAGAAAAAGAAAUUCAAGAAUUUUUCGUCAGACGAUUCUAAACCACUGAAUGGUGAUGUAAAACCCGACGUUGCAUCUUCAAGCUCUGCGAUUAAAAUUGAUCCAGACAACGCAGCUGAAGAAUUUACUGCUCUGUUGAACGAGAAUAAACCGUUGCGUGAGGUCAACGAGCAAAUGCAGAUUAUUAUUGAAAAAUUAGUAUCGAAUUCGAAUGAUAAUGGUCAGAUUAUAAAAGCUUUGAAAGCCUUCCGAGAUAGUUGCAUUUCUAAAGAUUUUAAAUCUUAUAACGAAUGCAUUACUAACGUGAAAAACAUCGUCGUUGAAAAUGAAAAUUCAGCAUUAUGGGAAUUAAUCGAGAAAGAAACGUUAGGAUUGAUCCCCAAAUCAGAAGCAGACAGUAGCGAUGUAACAACCGAGGCAGCUGAAGAAUUCAUGAGAAUUCCAAGUAAAGAAACAGAUAGUUUAGGAUAUGGUUCACUAGAUACUGGAACAGGCUCCACAAUGGAUUUGCUGGAUGAAUUGUGAGCGUUACUGCUGAAAACUGAACCUCGCAGUGAUGUAUUAAUAUUAUUCAACCUCGCUUGAGUUUAUACAUAUUCAGUCUUUGGAUUUGGUUUUAUUGUUUUUAUCACAUUUUUUUGUUUAAUCAAUUGGGUUUAAUUUCAGUAUUCAACUAACGUACCGAGUGGACAGAAAUAUCGUAAACCCCUAAAAAAGUUUUCUGCUAAAUUAAGCUAAAUAUUUCGGUUGGUCACAGUGAAUGAUAUUGAUGAAUGAUGAUAGCAUAUGAUUGGUUGUUUGACUGGAUUGAGAUGAUCACUUUCCACCAACCAUAAUAUGCAUAAAUUUCACGUUGCCAAUCCAUUUUUAAUGAAAAACUUUCUCUGAGGUUCACGAUAUUUCUGUCAUUCUGUCCACCCUGUAUUACAUGAGUUUGUUUCCUACUAAUAACGGUGUUCCUCCUAUUCGUUCCUUUUUCAAGUUCAUUGUUUUUGAAAUAAAUAAUGAUGUUUUAAAAUCUUAAAAA